Molecule: messenger RNA, 1441 nt
Organism: Drosophila rhopaloa
Lineage: Eukaryota; Metazoa; Arthropoda; Insecta; Diptera; Drosophilidae
Exons: 4
Coding region: 188-1324 (378 amino acids)
Molecular function (GO): protein binding
Source: RefSeq, a predicted model, not a curated record
UAGCUCGGAGCAGAAACAUACCCCAUUUAUACACACGAACACUGCUGUCAAAAAAAUAAUAAAAGACGAAAUCAAAUAAAAAUAGAAUCACCUCAAAGUGAAAGCUGCUGGCGCAGCACUUAAUUUUAAUAAAAAAAAUAAUAAAUGAAAAACUCACAAGAGACUAGUUAGGAACCCAAACACGAAGAUGAGUUUGACGGAGAUGAUGCGAAUAAAGACGAUGCCAGAAGAGAAGAAGAAUGACAUCAAACUUGCCCAGCAUGAGUUCGCCCACGUGCGAUCGGUGCAAAUCGGCUGUGUGUUGGAUGUCCUAGCCGAAGCCAUCGAACGGGUAAAGAUCUCGCUAAUCAUGCCAAAAUUGCUGGAGCAUCCCAAACAAUUGGCGCAGGUUCUGAAUGGCACCAAAUUCGAGCCGGCCGUGCACCUGGUCGAUUCCUUUAUUCGUCGCAGGGAAUUCAUCUUGAGGGAGAAGCGUCCGCCCCUGAUGGACCAUGGAAUCAUCCAGAUCAUCGACUUCUUCCAGCGCAACAACAAGAUGGUCCACCUGUUCCCCCGCUUGUACAACCACAUGAGCGCGGACGAGAAGAAGCUGCUGAUGGCCUUCCAGAUGCUCUACGAUCUGGCCAAGGACCGCUUGUACAGGACAUCCACCGACGCCAUCGCCCAGGAGCGGCAGCUGCAUGCCAUGUACAAGCAGAACGAGGUGGUCAAGGAGCAGGUGGAGGAGCUGCGCAACAAGAUCCACGCCCAAAAGGUGGCCAUCAGGCAGCGAAUGGCCGCCAAGGAGGCCUAUUUGCAGAACUACGAGGAGCUGAUCAUGAAGAAGAGGCGCGAGAAGAACGAGCGCAUCCAGAAGGAAAUCGAUCGAUGCACUCGCUUGGUCCGCGCCAGCAAAAAAUCGAGCCUCGAGCGGCAGGCUGACCUGGAAGAUCAGCUGCAGAAGACGCGUAAUAACUUCGAGACGUCGACCAAAACGUAUAUGAAACAAGAGAAGGUGUUCCGAGAGGAAAAAAACAAGCUGAUCCUGCAGCUGCAGGCCAUCAUCAAGAAGUACGACCACAGCAUUGGCGAGAAGAUGAUUGAGAACAUGCAGCUGACCGACGAGCACAAAAAGGCCAAGAAGGCGCUGGACGAAUUUCUGGUUGGGUUCCGUAAGGUCGAGCGGGUCUACAAGCAGAUCGUGGUUAAACGCGAGGAGGAGGAGGCCAGACGACGCCAGCACCGCAUCAUGGUAUUCGCCAUGAAUCGCGCCGCCACCAAGAUCCAGAAGUACUGGAGGAAGUGGAAGAAGCAUAUGCGCAAGAAAAACCGGCGAAACAAAUGAUCCGUGUAACAAUUCCGAAAAAUAUUUAAAUUGCCAGUGAAUGCCUAUAAUUAUAAAUGCUAAUACUCGUGAAACUACUUAAACUAUAAAUCACAGAAUAAAAGUAAAAUAAGUCCA